AAAUGAAAAUAAAAAUUUACCACUACUGCAACAAAAUUUAAUAAUUUAACAAAAAUUACAUUUUACUAUUGCAUAUGAUAUAAUAUGGCACACCCCUAACUGAGAUAUUAAAAAAGUACUAGAAUUUUAAUCAGAUUUGUAGCAGAAGUCGAUGACCUAGAAUUUCAUAAUAAUGCACUCCAGAUAAUCCAGAUCAAAGACUGAAGUAAAAUAAAUUAUACUGCACAGAUAUAAUCUGUCUCUAGUAGAUAUAUAAUGGGAAAUGAGAACAGUGAAUUUUCCUUUUGCUGAAAACAGCAAAAAAGUAGUAACCUGUAUGAUAAUUAGAGGUGGGUGAUAUGGCACGAUAUUUCAGAGUAAUAUCGUUUACAAUAUUAAAAAAUGUUGGGGAUAUUUUUGUGUACAAUGCGAUAUAACACACCUAAUCAGGAGUGCCCAAUUUUUUUUAUACCACUCUAUAUACAAUUAAUUUUGAAGAUCUAAUGCCACAUUGUGAGUACCAGAAUAAUCUUAUCACAAAUAUUUAAAUGUUGCUUUAGAAAUAAAUGUUAAAUGUUAAUGAAGCCUGUGAAGGUAGCAAUAAAAUGAAGUGCUGCUAGCAUUUUUUAUACAGAACUGUAGAAAGAGUGGUUGACCAUUUAUUCGGGUCAUUACAGGCUUUACUCCACCCUUGGCAUGGCUGUUGUUCUGUGAUUUUGCAAUCUGAAUUCACAGAGGGCACCAUGUCUGUUAUUAGAUGUGACAUUCAGCCUCUCACCCUGAUCUGGAAACAGGCAGACUGCAGUCUGAGAGAGGCAAAAUGUCCUCAUUUCAACUGUGUGUGUGGAGACUGUGUGAUUCUGCUGACUCUAAUAGUUGUGUGAUUACUGUGUAAUUGUGAUAACUUUGUGAUUGUGAUAACUGUGAUCGUACUGACUGUAAUGAUUUUGUGAUGAUUUUGUGAUAACUGUGAUUGUGAUCACUGUGUGUUAUUUGUGUAAUGACAGUUUGAUGUGUGUGUGAUGAUUGUGGUUGUGUAAUGUCUGUGUGAUUAUGCCGACUAUGUUGUGACUGUGUGAUUGUGCUGACUGUGUGAUGAAUGUGUGAUGACUGUGUGAUUGUGCUGACUGUGUAAUGGAUGUGUGAUUGAGUGCUGACUGUGUGAUUGUGCUGACUGUGUGAUGAAUGUGUUAUGGCUGUGUGAUUGUGCUGACUGUGUAAUGGAUGUGUGAUUGAGUGCUGACUGUGUGAUUGUGCUGACUGUGUGAUGAAUGUGUUUUGGCUGUGUGAUUGUGCUGACUGUGUAAUGGAUGUGUGAUUGAGUGCUGACUGUGUGAUUGUGCUGACUGUGUGAUGAAUGUGUUAUGGCUGUGUGAUUGUGCUGACUGUGUAAUGGAUGUGUGAUUGUGUGCUGACUGUGUGAUUGUGCUGACUGUGUAAUGGAUGUGUGAUUGUGUGCUGACUGUGUGAUUGUGCUGACUGUGUAAUGGAUGUGUGAUUGAGUGCUGACUGUGUGAUUGUGCUGACUGUGUGAUGAAUGUGUUAUGGCUGUGUGAUUGUGCUGACUGUGUAAUGGAUGUGUGAUUGUGUGCUGACUGUGUGAUUGUGCUGACUGCGUGAUGAAUGUGUGAUUGUGCUUACUGUGUAACGAAUGUGUGAUUGUGUGCUGACUGCUUGAUGAAUGUGUGAUAGUGUGCUGACUGUGUGAUUGUGCUGACUGUGUGAUGAAUGUGUAAUUGUGCUGACUGUCUAAUGAAUGUGUGAUUGUGUGCUGACUGUGUGUAAGUGCUGACUGUGUGAUUGUGUUCUGACUGUGUGUUUGUGCUUACUGUCUAAUGAAUGUGUGAUUGUGUGCUGACUGUGUGUAAGUGUUGACUGUGUAAUGAAUGUGUGAUUGUGUGCUGACUGUGUGAUUGGGCUGACUGUGAUAAAUGUGUGAUUGUGUGCUGACUGUUUGAUAGUGCUGACUGUGUGAUGAAUGUGUAAUUGUGCUGACUGUGUGAUAGUGCUGACUGUGUGAUUGUGUGCUGACUGUGUGAUAAAUGUAUGAUUGUGUGCUGACUGUGUGAUUGUGCUGACUGUGUGAUAAAUGUGUGAUUGUGUGCUGACUGUGUGAUUGGGCUGACUGUGUGAUAAAUGUGUGAUUGUGUGCUGACUGUGUGAUAAAUGUGUGAUUGUGUGCUGACUGUGUGAUGAAUGUGUAAUGACUGUGUGAUUGUGCUGACUGUGUAAUGGAUGUGUGAUUGAGUGCUGACUGUGUGAUUGUGCUGACUGUGUGAUGAAUGUGUUAUGGCUGUGUGAUUGUGCUGACUGUGUAAUGGAUGUGUGAUCAUUUCGGUGGUUGGUUAGUUGUUAGGAUUUAUUGUCACUUCAGCACAAAUGUGGCUAUUUGUGGCGAUAAUUUUGGUGAAAAUUAGUGAAACCUGUAGAGUUUAUUGAAUUUUUGCUGCAUGAUCUCCUCAGUGAGAAUCCCCACCCCAUAACCAAUCAGGAGGCUCCAACUGCUUACCCCUCCCACUGCUCUUUCAUUGUGGAUGCGCAGAAUGUCUUAAACGUCCGUUUUCAGAGUCAGACCAUGAACUACGUAGGGCAGCUGGCAGGGCAGGUGUUCGUGCAGGUGAAGGAGCUGUACAGAGGCCUGAACCCCGCCACCCUGUCCGGCUGUAUCGAUGUCAUUGUGGUGCGUCAGCCCGACGGCUCCUUGCAGUGUUCGCCCUUCCACGUUCGCUUUGGGAAGAUGGGGGUGCUGCGCUCCCGGGAAAAAGUGGUUGACAUAGAGAUUAAUGGAGAGCCCGUCAGCCUGCACAUGAAACUGGGAGAGAAUGGAGAGGCCUUCUUUGUGAAGGAGACCGAGAGUGAUAUGGAGAUGGUACCACCCUACCUUGCAACAUCCCCCAUAAUUACAGACGGCUCAGCUUUGAUGGAAUCACAGCUAGGAAACAGCACACCUCGUCUGACUGAGCCUAUAACCGGGACCUCCAUCCAGUCCCUGGGCCCUGCGCAGGCCUCUGGAGACAACAGUAUAACAAAGAAGAGGAGAAAGAGAAGGAGGAAGUCAAGAGUGGACAAUAUGAAGCGAGAGGACAAUGGGGACUCUGAGGAUGAGGACAUUUUCCCCAUUGAUAUGAGUUCAGAUGAGGAGAAAGAAAUCGUAGUAAGCAGAGCUACGUCACGUGAACCCUACAGUGAGCAGGCCAGGGGCGGUCCCUCCUGCAGCCCUUUAGCACAGCGGAUGGUGUACUCCUCUUGUGAGGAGGAUUGGAGACAUAAGCAGAGGACAAGGAUGGACCAGACCAGUACUCUGCUUAUACCAGCUAGUGCAGGGCUGUCCAUCUCCUGCCCCCAAGAAGCAUCAGCUUUUCCAUCAACAAUGAGCAGCUCAGGAAAUGACUCCUUGCCUCCGUCACCCAAGAGCGACUCAGAGCUACUGGUCAAACAGACAAGUAUGGGGAAGCCCGAGAACCCUGAGAUUCUGUGGGCCUGGGGAGAGUUGCCUCAUGCUGCCAAGCCUCUGAUGAAGCAGCCUGUAACUGAGCCCGUGGUGGUCACUUCAGCACCGAUCCCUAUGCUGGACAGCACACACUUCCGGGCCAUCACUGGAGAUGGGAUGGUGGAGCCCCUGGGUGAGAGUCCUCCAGUACUCAGCCUGUAUGUGCCCGAGCUCAGGCCUGGAGAGGCUGCAGCUGCCCCAGAACCUGCUGCUUCUGUGGAGGAGGAAGCCAUUGGAGCAGCUGCUCGUCUCAUUACUGGCCCGGAGAUUGAACCACACAGCGCCGGGACCCGAGACCUAAACAAGACAGACUCCCCAUCAAAGCGAAAAGACAAAAGAAGUCGUCACCUUGGGUCAGAUGGUGUGUACCUGGAUGAUCUUACAGAGCUGGAGCCUGAGGUGGCAGCACUCUACUUUCCCAAGAGUGAUGGCAUAAGCUCAGUUAGGGGUGGCACAGAGCCGAGGAGUGCCAAUCAGUCACCUCAGUCCGUGGGCAGCAGUGGCAUGGACAGCGGGGUGGACACCUUUUCCGAACAUUUAGGAGACCUGCCUAAUAUUGCCAUCUCGCUUUGUGGAGGUCUAACAGAGAACCAGGAGAUCAGCAGAGAGGAAUUCCAAGAGAGAGCAAUAUCUUAUCAGGAUUUUGUUGAUAACCCGGCUAUUAUUGAUGACCCCAACCUCGUCGUAAAGAUCGGAACAAAGUACUACAACUGGAGUACAGCAGCUCCGCUUAUGCUGGCUAUGCAGGUGUUCCAGAAGCCCCUGCCAAAGUACUCGUGUCUGAGUUAUGUGUACUCAGCUUUUGGAUUCUUCACUUAUUGUUUUCCUAAUGUGUUUGGUUCCAAUCCAGCUGCGGUGGAGAACAUAAUGAAGGAGAAGAUGCCUAAGAAGGGAGGGCGCUGGUGGUUCUCGUGGAGGGGGAGAAACAGCAGCUCUAAGUCGGAAUCUGCAGCAGAUCAGGUGGAGAGUGAUGAGCAGCUACUGAGAGCCAGCAGGUUGAAGGAUGAAUCUUCCUCGAGUGAUGAGGACAACAGAACUGCCGAGCAGACCCCACCCUGUGCUCAGAAGCAGCACCCCCACAGCCCUGCCAGCAUCUGCUACAGAAAGACACUACGCUUAUCUUCAGAACAACUUACCAGUCUGCAGCUAAAAGAGGGUCCUAACGAUGUGGUCUUUAGCGUCACCACUCAGUACCAGGGAACCUGCCGCUGUGAAGGCACCAUAUAUUUGUGGAAAUGGGACGAUAAACUAGUAAUUUCAGAUAUAGAUGGCACCAUCACCAGAUCAGACACACUUGGGCAUAUUCUACCAACACUGGGCAAAGACUGGACCCAUCAAGGCAUUGCCCGCCUCUACCACAAAGUCAGCCAGAAUGGCUAUAAGUUCAUGUAUUGCUCAGCACGGGCGAUUGGUAUGGCUGGCAUGACCAGAGGUUACCUACACUGGGUAAAUGAGAGAGGCACCAUGCUCCCUCAGGGUCCUGUUCUCCUCAGUCCUAGCAGCUUGUUUUCUGCAUUACACAGGGAGGUCAUUGAGAAAAAGCCAGAAAAGUUUAAAAUUGAGUGUUUGACUGACAUCAAGAACCUCUUCCAUCCAAACAUAGAGCCUUUCUAUGCUGCUUUCGGAAACAGAGCAACAGAUGUGUAUUCAUAUAAGGAGGUGGGAGUACCCUUAAACCGAAUCUUCACUGUGAACCCUAAAGGAGAGCUGAUUCAGGAACACGCCAAGACCAACAUAUCAUCGUACGGGCGUCUGUGUGAAGUGGUUGACCAUGUCUUCCCUCUGCUGCUCAGGGGCAAUACCUCCGACUUCCCCUGCUGUGACACGUACAGCCAGUUCACCUACUGGAGAGAGCAGCUGCCGGAGCUGGACAAGCCAGAGCAGACUGUGGAGAACAGCUGAGGGAAUGAAUCCUGAAACCUGCGGGCUCCUCUUACCGUCUGUAGCACUACAUUGCCACGUGCUCUUUUGCGAGCAGAUAACAUCAACACGUCAUUUUCCUGCAGUAUCACUUCACCCAUUACAGUGCAGCUGCACUCUGAAUGUUUAUAAUAGUUUAGAAUACAUGGUCAUACAUGUGUUUCUGUGAUAGCAGGGGAAUGAUUUCAGUUUUAAUUAAAUCUGAUCUCCGUUCAGCACUAAAACUGCAUUGUCGUUUGACUGAAAGGCUAUAUUAUCACUCACAUGCAGAAAUAGCUGAACUUCAUAGUAAACGCUUAUUGCUCUGAGAUUUACAUUUUUAAGAGAUAUUUUAUUACAGAGAAAGGUGUGAAACCAGCAGUACUUUUUAAAGUCUAACUCUAUUUAUAAGAUGUAAUUUAAUCACAAUCCAAAUCCUUAUUUCCUUCUGUGACUUUUUUGCACAUGCUAAGAACAGUCACGAUACAAACGCAAAAACAUAUUUCAUCAGCAGUGUAGCAUAUGGUUUCUCUUAGCUGCAAAGACAAAUUUGUUUUACUCAUGCAACAUAUAUACAUAUUUAAUCUUGCAGAAGUGACUCAGGAUCAAAUGGAUUAUCCUUUUCAUAUGUUGCUUUACUGAAGUAAAAAUGUAACAAAUUCUCUACCGUAAACAAACUAAAAGUUUCUGCAUUUUUAUGUACAUUUUUUCAUUAUUUGCUGAAUAAUAACAAAAAAUGUACUAUACCUAAUUAGUUAAAUUAAGCAAGUAUAACAAUGCAUUUAAAUUUGCUGGAACUUGCUGAGUCUUUUCUGUAGAGGAUUUUUUUUUUUUUUGCUUAGAAAAUAAACAGGAUUUUUUUUAUUGUAAUUUUAACCACAGUUAACUAUUUACUAUUGGCACACUGUUAGAUCCGACGUCCAAGCUGUGACAAAACUAAAAGAUAAAAUAUUUUAGACAACCAAUAUGUAUUGCUUUUAAUUAACAUAAAUGCAAGGAUAAAAAAAAUGGAAAUUUAAGAAAAAUUGAAAUUUUGAAGAAUUCAGUAUGUGUGAAUUCAGAACUGUGAGGUGAAUAAGUGAAUGAGUUAUAAUUGUUAAGUGGUAAAUGUAAUGUAUUUAUUGCACUGAAUCUAGAACAUGGGUUUGGUAUAUGAUUAUGCAGCAUUGUGAAAAUCCAGAAACCACCUUUAUUUACUGAAUUUCCAGUUAAUCCAUUCUUCCAUUCUUUGUAGAAGACUGUAGCAGUUCUGGCAGCACAGGUGCUCUGAACCCACACAAGGAGGCAUCUUGUGGAUUUCUUCUUUAGUACUCUACAGGAAAAGAAUCUGAUUCCUGUGCAUAUGGCUCUACUACAAAAUGUUCAAAAGAAACUAGAAAAAAGUAAAAUGGUAGUGCUAGUGGAUCUAAAUAAUGAGCUCAGACACUGCAGCUCGAAAAUCUGCACUGCACGUCUGAAAAUAAAGAAAAGUAUGAAAGAUAGCAGAGAUAGCAGAGCUAAGCAGAGAAACAUCUGAACGGCACAGAAGCAGAAAGCAGAGCUCUUAGGAACUUAGAACACAUCUUUUUCCAGAGCCUGGGAAUCUGUCACCUGAAGCUUCUGUCCAGUUUGUAAUUAAUAAUUAAAUGUCUUAAUUACAGACAACAAUAAAGACAUACAUUAAUGUAUAUGCACUGAAUUAGUUGAAUAUAUGUCUGCAGAGAUUCUGCUUUCUAACAUUAAAAAAGGGAAUAAAAUAUUUUUAGUUGUUAAGUUAGUGAUAAAAAGUAUAUUGAUUUUAUCAUAUUGAUAUAGAAAACCACUAAAACCAUUUCACUGUGAAAGACUGAUGAAAGUGUAGAUGAUGCUUUUUCUUAACUCUUUACUGAAGGGCAGAGAUUAGAAAUGAUUACUUGCUUAUUUACUGCCUACAUAAACCUUUAUGAUUAUGAUUAUAUAUUUAUGACUGUUAUGCUUAAUCAUCACAGGAUGAUUAAGCAUACCCUUCUGGGGUAAACUGACACAGCUGAGUGUAAAUAUAUGAUAAUGAGUUGAGUGAAUGUUUAUUUAUGUUUGAGUGACUAAGUGUUGAUGAAUGUAAUAAGUGUUAAUGAGCAAGUGUUGAUGAGUGUUAAUAAGUGUUUAAGUAAUUAAGUGUUAAUGAGUGAGUGAGUAAUGUAGUGUCAAUGAGUGUUAAUGAAUUUUUAUGGGUGUUAAUGGAUGUUUGAGUUACUGAGUGUUUAAGCAAUUAAGUGUUGAUUUUUAAUGGAUGUUAAUGAGUGUUUAUGGGUGCUAAUGAAUGUUUAGAUAAUUGAGUGUCGAUGAAUGUUAAUGAGUGUUAGAGGGUUUAAGUGUUUGAGUGAGUAAUUGAGUAUUUGAGCGUUUAUGGGUGUUAAUUGAUGUUUGAGUAAUUGAGUGUUGAUGAGUGUUUAAGAGUAUUUGAGUAUUUUAUUCAUAUUAACCAGUACUGGGUUUAUCUUAAGCGUUAAAUUCAGUUAAUUCAAGAUAUAAUUUCACCGUACUGUUUCUCAUUUCACCCACACUGUGUUUGUGACUUGUGUUUAUAACCUUUUCUGCUUGUCUUUAACUUUUGGUGAAAUUCUGAUAUUCUUUCUGUGAAAGAUCUCAUUGCCUAAGUUGUGGAUGUUUCAGGUUAGUUUGAUAAGAUGUAAAAAAAAAACAAAAAAAAACAAAACAAAAAAAAAAAAAAACAUGAUGCCAAAUAUGGACCUGUACACUUAAAAUGUAUAAUAACAGAAACAGAGAGUGAGGUUCUUUUUGUCUCUUUCUGUUACAUAUUAAUACUUUUGGUUGAAAUAUAUUUAUGUAUUGAUUUA
Molecule: messenger RNA, 8184 nt
Organism: Astyanax mexicanus (Mexican tetra)
Lineage: Eukaryota; Metazoa; Chordata; Actinopteri; Characiformes; Acestrorhamphidae
Gene: lpin1a
Product: lipin 1a
Exons: 22
Coding region: 2555-5371 (938 amino acids)
Biological process (GO): triglyceride biosynthetic process; fatty acid catabolic process; positive regulation of transcription by RNA polymerase II
Cellular component (GO): mitochondrial outer membrane; nucleus
Molecular function (GO): transcription coactivator activity; phosphatidate phosphatase activity
Source: RefSeq, a predicted model, not a curated record